AUGGGCACGCAGACCCCCAAGCGGCGGCCGGUCGGUGUCUCGGCGUUCCUUACGCCGUCCCUUGUUCUUGCCGCGACCGUAGCCACGGCGCUUAGGCAGCUGGGGGUGCCGGUUGGAGGGCUGUCGUUCGCGGUUUGGCUGUACCUCGUGCUUGACCUCCUGGCGUUUAGGUUUAGACGCGCCCAGCCCGGGCUGGAACGGCCCCAGCAAUCCUCCUCGAACACCACGGUGGCGGCAACUCAGGCCUCCGCGAGCGCUGACGGGGGUACCAAGAAAACGCAGUCUCAGGAAGCGAGCGGCGGUGCUUCGGCGGCUGAGCGUAGCGGGCGGCAAGCGGUGUCGGGGCCUCCGGCGAAGCCGGCGACCACAACAACGUCUGCCGUAGCUGCGCAGACUGCGGGGCUCAGACUUUCCAUGCUGGGCGAAGACAUCUACGUCAACGCCGAGUCGCCCUUCGAGUUCGAGAACGAUUUCUUCAAGGGCAGGAUGCUCUUCCUCGUCAAGUGCAACCCCCCGGACCCCAAGUGGGCCGCUCAUUUCGAGGGCAGCAACAGCAACAGGGCUUUCGAGAUGCAGAUACAGGGGAAGCUCAAGCUGCUGCCCAAGGGCGAGGUUUACAUGGGAGGCGAGCUGGACGAGCGGCCGAAGCAGGGGCUGGUCACCCAAACCGUCUCCAAGAUCGUCAUGAGCUUCGCCAAGCAGAUGGUGAAGAGCCUUCACUACAGCUUCGGGGAGAGGCGUCCCCCGUCAGACCCCCUCGAUGUCGAGAAUCCGCACGUGACCUUCCCUCUGUACAGGGUAAUGGACUGGUUCGUGGUGACAGCAGAAGACGAGAAGCCCCCAACCCUAGGCGGUGCCUUGACGGAGUCGGCUGAGGAGAGGGCCGCAAGGAGAGGGGGGAAGAGCCCCGACAUCGUCUGGAGCACCGACGUCACCUACACCAUGGCCUUCCAGAGCGGCAUCGUAAACUUUCAGGACUGGGCGGUGACGGACGUCCCCGGCCAGGGUAACCUGGACCUCAACACGUUCCUGUGCAAGCAGCCGGUUAGCGUAGUGGUGUACGACUUCACGGCGGCAAACCCGUCCGCAGCGACGCACAAGGCCAGAGACAAGUCGUACAUGUUCAGAUGCACGAUAUCAAACGAUUCCCCAGGGCAGGUCGCCCGCCCGGCCUUGGCGGCGGUAGCGGCACAAGGGCCCGCAGCAUCUCCAGCGGCUGCGGCAGGCGGGGUGGGCACAGAGAAGAAACAGGACGGUGGCAGGGUUAAGGAAUCGGAAGAUGGUGUGGGGUUAUCUGGGUCCUCCGGGGACACGGGGGCGAGCGAGGUCACGAUGGCCGGGAUAUUCGACCCUUCGGACGAACACCCUGAGCAAGACAAGGAUAAGGAACGAGGGGGGAGGGCGUCAUCGACGGCGACGAGCGGGCUCCCGCGCUUCGACAGCACGGGAUAUCUCUCGGGGGCGAUCUCGGCCGGAGGGCUGUCGUCGGUGUCGCAGCUGGCGGCGCACAAGUCUUACUACGUCCCGGCGGUUGCCGCCCCGGACGAAAAGGAGGUCAGCGGGAAGGGCCUGGUCAAGAGUGGCGUUGUCCUCCCGCUCCUCAUGGGCGGAGUCGGCGAGAACCGAUUGCAGCAGUCGCCGACUCGCCAGAGCACCUCUACGUCCUACCACGACUUCCUCGGCGAGGGUAACGGGGGGCGCGUCGCUAUGAGGAGGGGUACUGCCAUGCCUGCCGGCCUCCAGGUGGUGAAGGUGGGCGGAGGCGAAGGAACCUUCCGAUCGGACUACCUUUACGACGGCGAUGUCAUCGUUCUCCAUCACCCGGAGAGUCGGAAGUUCGUGAGAAUCGGCAGAGGGUGGGCGCUCGGAUGGUCUUCCAAGGCGUCAGCAUCGAAGAUUCACUUCGUCGUGAGCGGGAUAGAGCCGAGCCGUCCCCUUGCCCACGGGCAGACGUUCUUCCUCAGGUCUAGGAAGUGGCCGGACUGGAAAGUGGGGGUCGCGCGGCAGACGUCAACCAAAGUGGGGGGCAGGGGACUCGGGUGCUUCAACAAGGGGAAGCGGCGAAAUACAACUCGUCUCUCUCUCCUCACUCUCGUGGCGAGGCCUUGGUUCGAUCCGGACAAGGAGGGCGUUAUCCCGGCGCUGGAGGCAGAGGCAGACGCGAUCACCAUCUCGGUCAGGGGCCCGUUCGAAGACUUGGUUUCGGGAGAGGACGAAGAAGACGAGGAAGAAGAAGAAGAAGAAGAAGAAGAAGAAGACACCAAGUCUGAGGUGGAUGAGGGCGAGUACGACUCCGACGUCGACCGCACGGAGGUGGACCGAGGGCUCAAGACCCAGACCUCGCUCUCCGAAGACGGGAUCUCAGCAAAGGCUGCACGCGCGAUGCAGUGCUACCCAGAACAUGUUACCUCUCUUCGAGUGAGCGUGCCCGCCUGGGUGGAGUUCCUGCACCGUGAAAGGCGCCAAGGCCAGCUGGCGUUCCUCCUCGCCGUCCACGCCACCGUCCCACCACCCCCGUCGUCGACGUCGUCAUCCCCGCCACCAACGUCACCGAUGUCCGCCACGACCAGCGAGCCUUCUGAGGCUGCGGCCGGCAGUGCGGUUGUGGGUACCCCCGAGGACAACCCCACCAGCAGCGGAUCCCCCACCAAGACCGCUGUUGCUGCUGCACCAGGGGACGGUGCGGCCGUGUCCCCUUCCCGGGGGAAGCAGCCUCCUGCGCCCGCCUGGACGUGUGUGAAGACGGGCAGGGAGCUGUCUGGUGCCGUGCAGGCCUUCCGGGAGAACGUCGCCGGCAGCGUCGCGGCGGGGAUGUGGCGGCCGAGGCCGAGGCCCAGAGUGAUCAAGCACAUGGGCACGGCGGACCAGAGCGUUCGGCUGUUGAACCACGAGAUCUCCGAGAUGCAGCGGUGGGAGGCGUCCUUCAGGGGCGGGGAUGGUAGCGCGGCAUCCCCUCCCACGAAGGCUGCCCCUUCCCCCGGCUCUGCCGGCACUCUCGAGGCUGACCCGGACAGCGGUUCCGCUACAGGAGGGACGCUUUCGGACGGGUAUGGCAACGUGUCGUCGCCGCCCCGCCUCCGUUCUUCUGCAACCGACCUGGGAAACAGUAUUACUGGUGGUCUCCAUAUCGGGACGAGGAAACAAAGACCAAAACAGAGGGUACGCAGAACAAGUGAACGUAGCGACACAAAUUUAUCGGAUGCUGCGCUCAAUACCACCGGCAGAGGCUCCACCUCGUCGGCCGGUCUCGGUACCGAUUCGGGUGCCAGGAGCGGCGUGACUACUGGUUCUUCUAGUGCCCCGAGCACGCCGAAACCGGAAGGGGUUUCCACGGACGUUGGGAGUCAAGGAAGGGGGGUGACCGCGCCGUAUCGGCUGCUCUGCGAGUCGGUCACCCUUCCAGGGGAGCUGGACCGUCACUUCUUGAGCGGCUCGAGCGCGAGCGACCUCGGCGUGACCGUGAUGAUUUCGAGCACGCUGCCGAUCCUCGGCUCGGCUGUGGCGCGGUGUCUGUGGGAGUCGCAUUGGCGAGAGGAGUGGGCGGUCUUGCUCCCGUCGCACGUGGCCUGCUACAUGCCGCUGUCCAGGAAGCCGGCGUGGGUGCUUCCGCUUAGGGCCCUCCACAAGGCGUCGGCGGCGUCCGACGAGCGCUGCCCUCUCCCCGGGCUCCGCUGCCUCUGUCUCGAGACCGUCGGGCGCGCGCACUACCUUUGCUUCACCAGCCGCACCUCGAGAGCACAAUUGUGA
Molecule: messenger RNA, 3747 nt
Organism: Ectocarpus siliculosus
Lineage: Eukaryota; Phaeophyceae; Ectocarpales; Ectocarpaceae
Source: the annotation of a GenBank genome assembly